AUGUCAUCAUCUGGUCAACAAUCAAGUUCAAACCGUGGUGAAGCACAAAACUUAGAUUCCUCAUCAUUGGGAGGUUCAGGAGGCGCUGGUAUUAAUGGUCAGUCAAGUAGUUUUGGUGGACUCGAUAGUCAAGGAUAUGGAGGAUCAAUUGAUGCUGGCAUUUCAAACAAAGCUAGUCAAGAUGAAAUAAAUUCUAAUCGUGAUAUAGGUUCUGACAUCGGAGGACUGUCUGGUCAAAGUGGUAAGUCAAGUGGUUAUGACAGUAGCAAUCAACGCCAGUAA
Rotaria sp. Silwood1 is the source of this 282-nucleotide messenger RNA. The record is from the annotation of a GenBank genome assembly. Lineage: Eukaryota; Metazoa; Rotifera; Eurotatoria; Philodinida; Philodinidae.